AUGGCUGACCCUGUAAUUGGUGCUACAGUUCAAGUUUUGCUUGAAAAGCUGCUUUCUCUCACUAUUGAGAAAGUCAGUAGCUCAAGGGAUUGCAACAAACAUCUCAGAAUGAUGACACAAAAUGUAUCCAUCAUUCAAUCUUUCAUUCAUGAAGCUCAAAGACGACAAGUUGAUGACGAUCAGGCUGUGGAAAAAUGGCUCAUGAUGCUUGAGAGAGUUACUGAAGAUGCUGAAAAUGCUGUGGAAAAAUGGCUCAUGAUGCUUGAGAGAGUUACUGAAGAUGCUGAAAAUGUGCUUGAUGAAUUCACAUAUGAAUCUCUCAAAGUACAAGUCCGAAACAGUCCAAUGAGAAAGUUAGCGAAAGACCUCGGUCUCCAAUCACUCAUAGUUCCUUCUCAGCAAAUAGUACCGAUGAUUCAAGAAACAGAUUCCUUAGUAGUUGCUUCGGAUGUUGUUGGUAGAGACAAGGAUGUUGCUGAAAUUAAGGAGAAGAUGUUGAACAUGAGAGAGGAAGUUGUACUGUGCGCCAUUCCCAUAGUGGGCAUGGGGGGUUUAGGGAAAACUACUAUUGCUAAGAGAAUUUUCAAUGAUGAAGAGAUCGAAAAACACUUUGAAAAGAGAGUUUGGUUGUGUCUACCUGAAAUGUCAGACACUAAGAGCUUUCUUGAACAGAUCCUCCAAUCAAUGACAGAGCGAAAACUUGAGGUCCAAACCAGGGAUAUAAUAGUGAAGAAACUCCGAGAUGAACUAGGAGGAAAAAGAUAUUUGCUUGUGUUAGAUGAUUUGUGGCGUGUUGACCUUCCAGUGUGGGAUGAGUUCAUGGACAGCUUGAGAGGAAUAAACACUUCCAGAGGAAACUGCAUUCUUGUGACGACUCGUAUGAAACUGGUGGCAUCCACAGUAGCAGCAGUAGGUCCCCAUAUAUUGAAAAAAUUAGCGAAAGGUCAUUGUUGGUCGAUUUUCAAACAAAGAGCAUUUGUUGAUGGGGAAGUUCCGAAGGAAAUAGGGAGCGUGAAGAACAGGAUUGUUGAAAUGUGUCAAGGUCUACCAUUGGCAGCAAGUGUGUUGGGAGGCCUCUUGCGCAACAAGGAGAAACAUGAAUGGUGGGCUAUUCUUGAUGGAAACCCCCUUGUUGCUGGACCAACUUAUCCAACUCUGGAUGGCAGAAGGGUUGCUCCAUCCAUAUCAAGAGACCACUGUGAUGGAAGACGUUGGGCACAAGUUUUUCCAAAUCUUGUUACGAAAUUCCUUGCUGCAAAAUGUUGCGCUAGAUGA
Molecule: messenger RNA, 1275 nt
Organism: Solanum stenotomum
Lineage: Eukaryota; Viridiplantae; Streptophyta; Magnoliopsida; Solanales; Solanaceae
Product: putative disease resistance protein RGA4
Exons: 4
Coding region: 1-1275 (424 amino acids)
Biological process (GO): defense response to other organism
Molecular function (GO): ADP binding
Source: RefSeq, a predicted model, not a curated record